GAAGCCGUAUCGUUAACUGAACUUCCGGGUUGCGAUUGUGAUUGCACGUUCGUGCUGGAGGUCACUUUGCUAUAAUAGAAAAGCAGUAGUCAUGGGUGGGGAUCACGGACAUGGCAAGCUGUCCAUGCCGGACUACAAAGUGUGGAAGUGGGAAGGAACGCCGCUGGAAGCCACCCAGCAGAGACUCGCUCGGAGAGGACUCCGGGACCCCUGGGCUCGGAAUGAGGCGUGGAGAUAUACGGGCAGCUUUGGUGUCCCAGUUACCUUCCGAAAUGUUCUCCUCCGUGGAUUUAAGACAGGAUUCGCAGCGUUUGCAGUGGCACUGGCAGUGGAGUAUGCUUUCUUCCCUCCAAAGAAGUCUGAGCACUAAUAGCGUGGCUAAAGCUCAGCUGAACCAGUCGCCGCCGGACUCUGUGUUUGCUGCAGGUGUUCAGCCUGUUGUUGUCUAACCAUGAGGACAUUAGCCUAUGAAAGGCUUCCUAAUACCUGUGUUCAUUCAUCGUUAUGAUUCCCAUGACUAGUAUGUAAAAUAAAUAUAACUUAAUUGAA
Messenger RNA from Carassius gibelio (silver crucian carp), 549 nucleotides. RefSeq names its product NADH dehydrogenase [ubiquinone] 1 beta subcomplex subunit 3. The record is from RefSeq and is a predicted model, not a curated record. Gene Ontology annotation, cellular component: mitochondrion. The coding region runs from base 92 to 370 and encodes 92 amino acids. The transcript is spliced from 3 exons. NCBI's taxonomy places the organism in Eukaryota, Metazoa, Chordata, Actinopteri, Cypriniformes, Cyprinidae. Gene Ontology annotation, biological process: electron transport chain; mitochondrial respiratory chain complex I assembly.